This is a messenger RNA of Ylistrum balloti, 3030 nucleotides long. RefSeq names its product WD repeat-containing protein 3-like. The coding region runs from base 1 to 2817 and encodes 938 amino acids. The record is from RefSeq and is a predicted model, not a curated record. NCBI's taxonomy places the organism in Eukaryota, Metazoa, Mollusca, Bivalvia, Pectinida, Pectinidae. The transcript has 25 exons. Gene Ontology annotation, molecular function: protein binding; snoRNA binding. Gene Ontology annotation, cellular component: Pwp2p-containing subcomplex of 90S preribosome; small-subunit processome. Gene Ontology annotation, biological process: maturation of SSU-rRNA.
AUGGGUCUGACAAAACAGUACCUGCGCUAUGUACAAGAUGCAGUAUUUGGUCUGGUCGCUAGUCAGAAAUCCAAUGUGGUGUUCAUGGAGCUAAAGGGAAUGAGGGGGCGCCACUGUGCUGUAGGAGUGUGUGAAGAUGUCAUCAUUUGGGAUGUGCGCACCGGGGAAAAGUACAUGACACUAAAGGGAGACAAGCAUGAAGUGACAAAGAUAGCCCGCUCUCCAGACCGACGCCACAUGGCAGUUGGGUACAAUGAUGGCAUGGUUCGUAUAUUUGACAUCUCAUCAGGAGAAGCAACCAUUAACUUCAGUGGACACAAGUCUACAGUGACAGCCUUACAAUAUGAUGUUAAAGGGCUUCAUCUGGUAUCAGGAGCAAAGGACACAGAUGUUAUUGUAUGGGACAUAGUCAGUGAGAGUGGUCUAUAUCGACUCAAGGGUCACAAGGGCAUGAUCACCCAGGCCAGGUUUCUGUCAAAAAACAAUGUGCUGGUCACAAGUUCAAAAGACACAUUUGUGAAGUUUUGGGAUCUAGAUACCCAGCAUUGCUUUCAUACGUUGGUUGGACACAGGACAGAGGUACAUGACUUUGUCAUCACACGUGAUGGCCACAGGAUUGUAACAGGAUCAGGAGAUAGUGAAUUACGUGUUUGGGAUAUCAAUUACAUCACAGAACAGGCUGGACAACAGGAUGAUGAUGAACCACAGAACAAACGGAGAAGACUUCAAGUACCAGACAAUGAUGCGUCUGAUGGUGAAGAGGAAUCAGAAGACAGUGAUGAUUUGACUAUCCUCCGCUGUUCCAAAGUUGGCUCCAUCAUGAGACAAGGUCGUGAUAGAGUGGUUUCCAUGACAACAGAUGAAUCAGAUCAAGUUCUCCUCUGUCAUGGUAAUGAUGCUUUAGUUGAGGUGUACAAACUUCCAUCUGAACAAGAAUUGAGUAAGCGCCAGAGUAAACGACAGAAGAAACUAAACAAAAAGUCAAAAGCUGAUGGGGAGGAGGGAGAGGUCAAGACAGCAGAACUCACUCUGGAGGAUGAAAUACAGAAGGUUACCUGUAUCAAGAUGACCUCUAAGGUAGCUUCAGUUGACGUGGUGCUGGAGGAAAGUUCACAGGCCAAGAUGGUGGCGGUUUUAAACAACAACUCACUUCAGACGUGUUCGUGUAACAUUGAAGUGAAGAAGUGUACUGCAGAGAAUGUGAAGAAUUUGACCAUUCUUGGUCAUCGCACAGAUGUACGGACAGUGAGUUUUAGCUCAGACAACACAGCUAUACUAUCUGCCAGUGGUGAGACUGCCAAGAUCUGGAACAGAUCGACAUUGCAGUGUAUUCGAACUAUGCCCUGUAGUUACGCCCUGUGUUCCACCUUUGCUCCUGGCGACAGACACAUUAUCAUAGGCACCAAGAAUGGUAAACUACUGAUAUUUGACAUUGCCAGUGGAUCUCUACUGGAGAGUAUAGACGCUCACAGUAAAGAGGUGUGGUCUUUAUCUAUGACCCCCGAUAAGCGAGGAAUUGUGUCAGGCAGUGCUGAUCAGCAAGUCAAGUUCUGGAAUUUUGAGCUAGUCAGUGACACAGAUAAUUCUAGUACAAGUAAACGUUUGACUCUGGAACAUUCACGCACAUUACGUAUGGAUGAGGAUAUCCUGGCAGUUCAGUGCAGCCCUGACAACAGAUUGAUAGCAGUAUCCUUGCUGGACAAUACAGUUAAAGUCUUCUUUACUGACACACUUAAGUUUUUCCUCUCCCUGUAUGGACACAAAUUGCCUGUCCUCUGUAUGGAUAUCUCCACAGACUCCACACUGCUGGUGACUGGCUCAGCUGACAGAAAUACCAAGAUCUGGGGCCUGGACUUUGGGGACUGUCACAAAUCUAUCUUUGCUCAUGAUGACAGCAUCAUGUGUAUAAAGUUUAUACCACGGACACACCUGUUCUUUACUGGGGGUAAAGAUGGCACCAUUAAACAGUGGGAUGCUGACAACUUUGAAAGUAUUGUCACCUUAAAGGGACAUCAUGCAGAGAUCUGGUGUAUGACCACAAGCCCAAGCGGUAAUUUUCUGGUGACGGGGUCCCAUGAUAAAUCCCUUCGUCUGUGGGAGAAGACACGGGAGCCACUGGUACUGGAGGAUGAAAGAGAAAUGGAGCGAGAAAAAGAGUAUGAGGAGAGCGUGGGACAAACAGGGGAGCCUGUGGUUCCUGGGGAGACCAACACAGAAGUGGCAAUGGCUGGACGUAAAACUGUGGAAACUGUCAAAGGGGCUGAGCGUUUGAUGGAGGCCCUGGAGCUCUAUAAAGAAGAAACUGAAAAAUUACAACAACACCUGGCUGAGUGUAAACGAGCUGGAAAACAGUUACCUAUGCCUCCCCUCCAUCCAAUGCUGAUGGCUUUUUCUGUGGAUACUCCACUCAAAUACAUGCUGGAGGUGCUCAAAAAGAUCAGGUCAAGUGAACUGGAGGAAAGUCUUCUGGUGCUGCCCUUUAACUAUGUGAUAGACCUCAUACAGGUUAUGGACAUGUUUCUAGAGAGAGGCUGGCAUGUGGAGCUCACCUGUCGUGUCCUCUUCUUCCUACUAAGAGUACACCAUGGCCAGGUGACGUCCAGUCCUGUCCUUAUGCCUAUCAUUGACAGACUACGAAGCAGCACUCAGACCAAGGUUAACCAAAUCAGAGAUCGAAUUGGAUUCAACAUGAGUGGACUUCAGUUCUUACAGCAACAUGUGGACAAAUCAGGGGAGGUCAUGCUCUUCAAGGAUGCCACACUUAAACACAAAAACCGAAAGAAGAAGCAGAAAGUAACACUAGCUAUCAAAACCUGACAAAAAGCUGGAUUUUUUUGUUGUAUUUUGUGGCAUUUUUUGUAAUUUUGUCUUUAUUGGUAAAAAGAAACAUCAAUGGAGAAUAUGUUGGUAAGAUUAAGGAAAUCUGGUUAUUGUUCAGCUUCUUUUCUGGAAAACAUACAGAAUCUGCAAAUUGUUUUGUUAACAUGAUGAGGUAGGAUGAAGAGUAAAUAAAACAAAAGGAAAUUGGUA